This is a messenger RNA of Anastrepha obliqua, 652 nucleotides long. RefSeq names its product acylphosphatase-2. NCBI's taxonomy places the organism in Eukaryota, Metazoa, Arthropoda, Insecta, Diptera, Tephritidae. The record is from RefSeq and is a predicted model, not a curated record. The transcript is spliced from 3 exons. Gene Ontology annotation, molecular function: acylphosphatase activity. The coding region runs from base 306 to 611 and encodes 101 amino acids.
AGCUGAUAUAAACUGCAUCAUCAGCAGACCAAAGGCAAUCGUAUUUUUUCGUUGUAUUUAAAUGAAAUACCUUGCAAUAAAUUUAGUUUGUACAACGUAGUCAUUAGAAUAAAAGAAUAAAGUUGCUGAGACUAUUAAAUUUUGCUAAUAGUUAAAACACAUGGAUUGUUAUACUCAGAGUGGAAAAGUUAACAAUAAAAUAUUUACAUAAGCUAUUCUAAUAUUGCAGCAUUCAAAGUGCAUUAAAAUUAAGUAAUAACAUAUUAGCACUUUUAAUAAAAUAAAUCAAAUUGAAUAACAUAACGAUGGGCAUUCCCGAUAUUCGAAUGCUCAUUUCAGUGGAGUUUGAGGUGUUUGGCCACGUUCAAGGUUGUUACUUCACCAAAUAUACGAGAGACCUUUGCGGCAAAGCUGGGAUCAGAGGGUGGGUUAAAAACUCUAAGCAAGGAACUAUUAUAGGAAAAAUGCAAGGACCGAAAGAAGAAAUCGACAAGAUGAUAAGCUGGCUAUCUAAGGAAGGUUCACCCGGCUGCCAAAUUGACAAGUGUAUAUUAAAAAAUUCUACAACUCUCAAUCGGUUGGACUAUAAGGAUUUUGCAAUUAGAUUUUGAUGUAUUGAAACUCUUGUCAUAAACUUCUUCACCGUUUGAAA